Messenger RNA from Acanthisitta chloris (rifleman), 1280 nucleotides. RefSeq names its product TNF receptor-associated factor 1 (gene TRAF1). The annotation marks the transcript as partial. The record is from RefSeq and is a predicted model, not a curated record. Gene Ontology annotation, cellular component: plasma membrane signaling receptor complex; cytoplasmic side of plasma membrane. Gene Ontology annotation, molecular function: ubiquitin protein ligase binding; tumor necrosis factor receptor binding; zinc ion binding. Gene Ontology annotation, biological process: positive regulation of JNK cascade; protein K63-linked ubiquitination; regulation of apoptotic process. Lineage: Eukaryota; Metazoa; Chordata; Aves; Passeriformes; Acanthisittidae. The transcript has 8 exons.
UCUCACUCCAGAUGGCUGAGAACACAACCAGAGCCCCUCAGGACAUCCUCAGCUCUUCUCCUGAUGAAAACGAAUUUCCCUUUGGAUACCCAACCAGCAUUUGUGAGGAUGUGCCUGGCCAGAAGUACCUGUGCAGCAACUGCAAUAAUGUCCUGAGGAAAGCCCUGCAGACCCUGUGUGGGCACAGAAACAAUAAGAAUGCAAUUUGCCAGAAAUGUAAAGAGGAAGAUCCCAACACUCUGAGUGAGGAGAGUCUUUUGGCAGAAGAAAAGCAGAGCCACUCUACAUCCUCAGGCAGCAAUGAUGGAUGCUGCUUUUCUGAAGUUGGCUGUUCAUUCAGGGGAAGCAAAGAGGAGAUAAAGGAGCAUGAGAAAACUGCAGUUGGUGCCCACAUGCUGCUCCUGCUGCAGCACAUGAGGCAGCUGAAGGGAAGUUUGUGCUCUGCUCCCAAAGCUGCAUGGAAAAGCAUCUCCAACCUGCAGAUCCCAGUGGGGCUGGAACUCGAUGGGGAGCUGGAAGUGGACUGCUUUCCUGGCCCUUCUGCUUCUGAAGAUGAGUCUGUUCUGCAACAGCUCCUGAGGGAGAAAAUGAUUUCUGAGCUCGAAAAUAAGCUGCAGGUGUUUGAGAAUAUUGUGGCAGUGCUCAACAAGGAGGUUGAGACCUCUCAUUUGGAGAUCACAGCCUUUCGGAGACAGAGUGAGCUGGAUCAGAAUAUCAUACGAGGCCUUGAACUGAAGAUUGCAGAGCUGCACCGGUGCCUGAUGCAGAAGGAUGCAGGUCUGAGCAGCCUGCACAAGAGCCUUCUGUUCUCUGAGCAGGCGUCCUACGACGGAGUCUUUCUGUGGAAAAUCACAGACGUAGGCAGGAAGCUGCAGGACUCUGUGACUGGCAGAACAGUGGGUUUGUAUUCCCCAGCUUUCUACACUGCAAAGUAUGGCUACAAGGUCUGCCUGAGGGUGUACCUGAACGGGGAUGGGACAGGGAAAGGAACCCACAUGUCCCUGUUCUUUGUUGUCAUGAAAGGAGACUAUGAUGCUUUGCUCCCAUGGCCCUUCAGGCACAAGGUGACAUUUAUGUUGCUUGACCAAAACAACAGGGAACACAUCAUUGAUGCAUUUCGGCCGGACUUGACUUCUGCUUCAUACCAGAGACCAGUGAAUGACAUGAACGUGGCAAGUGGCUGCCCCAUGUUCCUGCCCUUGGCCAAGUUACAGUCCCCCAAAUAUGCCUAUGUGAAAGAAGACACACUUUUCCUUAAAUGCAUCAUAGAAACCAAUUAG